Messenger RNA from Monoraphidium neglectum, 153 nucleotides. RefSeq lists its product as hypothetical. The annotation marks the transcript as partial. NCBI's taxonomy places the organism in Eukaryota, Viridiplantae, Chlorophyta, Chlorophyceae, Sphaeropleales, Selenastraceae. The record is from RefSeq and is a predicted model, not a curated record. The transcript has a single exon.
GCCACUGGCGCGAGCAUCUUGUCAGAGCUGCAGCGCCAACGCGAGACUAUUGAGCGCUCGCAGCGGACGCUGGAUGCGACGGGGCAGGAGCUGAAGGGGGCAGAGGGCACCAUCAAACAGAUGAUGAAGCGCGCCAAGUGGUUUUUCGGCUGA